This is a messenger RNA of Cornus florida, 1008 nucleotides long. RefSeq names its product 2-hydroxy-palmitic acid dioxygenase mpo1. Gene Ontology annotation, cellular component: endoplasmic reticulum. The transcript has 4 exons. The record is from RefSeq and is a predicted model, not a curated record. Lineage: Eukaryota; Viridiplantae; Streptophyta; Magnoliopsida; Cornales; Cornaceae. Gene Ontology annotation, biological process: sphingoid catabolic process. The coding region runs from base 243 to 839 and encodes 198 amino acids.
CUUAUCAACUUAUUUUAUUUUUUAUUUUUAAGUUCAUCGCUAUCCUCGAGAACCACAAAAUUCAAUUCCAAUGGUCCAAUGAAUAAGGUAUUCGGCUCUGGAUUUGAAUUUUCCUGUUGUCGCACUUCUAUAAAUAUACCCAAUUCUUUAUUCUUCAUUUACUCGAAUACCCCCACCUUGUCCACCAGGAAAAACUAGAAUUUUCUCGCCCACCGAACCCUUUUCUUUCUCGGGAAAAUCCAAUGGGAAAUAUGGGAUUGUUUGAUCUGGAGAAGCACUUUGCCUUCUAUGGGGCAUAUCACAAAAACCCAGUGAAUAUCUUCAUACACAUGUUGUUUGUGUGGCCAAUCUUCUUCACUUCUCUUGUUCUUUUCUAUUUCACACCUUCUGUCUACUACCUGAACUGCCCAUUUCAGUGCAGUCAUGGAUUGGCUCUCAACUUUGGCUUCUUCUUUGCCUUGAUCUAUGCUUUGUUCUAUGUGUGUUUGGACAAGAAAGCUGGUUCUUUGGGUGCUUUAAUCUGUCUAGUCUGUUGGGUUGGGAGUAAUUUUCUUGCUAGAAAUCUCGGAUAUUCUCUGGCUUGGAAGGUUGUUCUUGCAGCACAGCUGUUCUGUUGGACUGGACAGUUUAUAGGCCACGGUGUGUUUGAGAAACGAGCACCAGCUCUUUUGGACAACCUUGUUCAAGCCUUCUUAAUGGCUCCUUUCUUUGUAUUACUUGAGGCUCUUCAAACGUUCUUUGGUUACGAACCAUAUCCAGGAUUUCAUGCAACUGUAAAAGCAAAGGUAGAUGCUGAGAUCAAGGAAUGGCAGGAGACGAAACAGAAGAAAAUUUCGUAGCUUGAUCUAAUUGAUGUUUUAUUUGAUCGUAGUUUGUACUUGCCAAAAAAAAAAAAAAUGAUCACUGUUUGUGCUAAGUUUCUGUAAACAAAGAGAGGAAGUGGAUUGUGCAAUACCAAUCCGUGUACACACAUGAAAUAUUAAUAAGAUCUUCUCAACUUCUUAAUCA